Molecule: messenger RNA, 3853 nt
Organism: Zootermopsis nevadensis
Lineage: Eukaryota; Metazoa; Arthropoda; Insecta; Blattodea; Termopsidae
Gene: fw
Product: CUB and Sushi multiple domains furrowed
Source: RefSeq, a predicted model, not a curated record
UCGCCUGGAGUUCGGGCAGUCUUACUCAGACCAACGUGCAGAGAAGCCUGACAGAUGGCAGUGUGAAAGGUGUGACCAAAAGUGACAAGGUGUUGAACGCGAAGUUAAGUGGUAAUAUAAAUGCGUGCAGACAGUCUGUGGCGAUGGCUGUGGUGCCAAAAUUGUUUGUAGUGUGUCCCACUUUGGUGUUUGUGUUACUUGGUUGCUGUGGCAGGAUAACAGGACAAGUUGUGAAAUGUGGACAUCCAGCGGUGCCUGUAAACGCCCGUGUGUCCCUGUCGAAUCCAGACCUGACACCGGGCACUGCAGCCACCCACACAUGCGAUGAGGGCUACGAGCUCUUUGGAACUCCGACUUUGGUGUGUUCGUCCUCAGGAACUUGGCAAGGAGAUCUCCCAUACUGCGGAACAAACAUAGCUUUCCGGAAGCCAGCGAACCAGUCGACGACGGUGCGUGGCGGAGCGGCUAGCAAUGGCAACGACGGGGAGAGCACGACAGUGCAUGACGGCAAACGAUGCACGGAGACGAUGAAGGAAGCGUCUCCCUGGUGGAUGGUUGACCUGCUCCGACCCUACCCCGUCGGCGUGGUUCGAAUCACCACGCGUGGCUGCUGUGGUCACCAGCCACUGAAGGACAUUGAGAUCCGGGUGGGAAACAGCAGUACCGACCUUCAGAGGAACCCACUGUGUGCUUGGUUCCCCGGAACGAUAGAGGAAGGCGUUACCAAGACGUUCACAUGUGCCCGCAUGCUGACUGGCCAACACGUGUUCGUACAGCUGGUGGGAGUUGAAGGGUCUCUCUCAGUUUGCGAAGUGGAAGUGUUUACAACUGACGAGUUCUCGAACGACCGCUGCGUGCCGUCUGGUGCGGCAGAUGACGUUGAACUGUCAGCGUUCGACCGCACCUGUUACGAAUUCAGCGUGGGCCGCGGAGGUUCAUUCGAAGAGGCGAGAAGCCAUUGCAAGAAGCAUGGAGGCGAUUUGGUGCAUGGACUGAAAGGAGCAACAUCCAGCUUCUUGCUGGCUGAACUCGAGCGUCGUAAACCAAGCCUCAAAACUCAGCUGGUGUGGAUCGGAGCGCAACGCGAACCGGGGUUUACAUCCAGGACGUGGAGAUGGGUUGACGGAGAGAUGGUGGCGAAGCCGGCGUGGGGAAAGGACCAGCCGAAUAAUUACAACGGUGAGCAGAACUGCGUAGUACUGGAUGGAGGACGCAACUGGCAAUGGAAUGACGUGGGUUGUAACCUGGAUUAUCUCCAUUGGAUAUGUCAGCACACCCCAACUUCAUGCGGCAGUCCCGACAAGCUAGUCAACACCACCAUCUCGGGUUCCAACUUCAGUGUUGGCGCCACAAUCAGCUACCGGUGCCCCGAGGGUCACAUGUUGGUCGGUGGGGAAAACCGCACCUGUACAGAGAAAGGCUUCUGGUCUGGUCACGCGCCCACUUGCAAAUAUGUUGACUGUGGGCCCCUACCUGGUCUGGAACAUGGAUAUGUAAACCUGAAGGACAAGAGAACCACACACGGUGCUUCAGCAGAGUUCACAUGCCACGAGAACUACACCCUCAUCGGGAGGGAGAGACGGACAUGCCAAGAUGAUGGGCAGUGGAGUGACAACCAGCCGCAGUGCCUCUUUGAUUGGUGUCCUGAACCACCAAUGGUGCAAGGCGGUAGUGUACAAACUUCUGGACACCGUGCAGGAUCUACUGCCACCUAUUCCUGUCAAAAUGGCUAUAUAAUGUCUGGACAGCCGGUGCUGUCAUGUGGACUAGGAGGAGAGUGGUCAGGCAAGGCACCAACAUGUAAAUACAUAGACUGUGGGGCUCCUCCCAACAUUGACAAUGGUCGCUAUGAACUCCUGAACAGAACCACAACAUAUGGUAGCUUGAUUGAGUACUCCUGUCAGGAGGACUACUGGUUGGAUGGCACCGAGAAGCAGAUGUGUACUCGGGAGGGCAAGUGGUCUGCUGACACUCCAGCAUGCGUCUUGAUCACCUGUGUCGAACCAGAGCUGCCAACUGGCAGUUAUGUUGUAGGAUAUGACUUCAAUGUGCAUUCAUCAAUUGAAUAUAAUUGUGAGGUGGGUCACAUUUUGAGGGGAGAGGCCACGCAUGAGUGCACCAUGCAGGGCGAGUGGUCUGGGGAGACACCCACUUGCGAGUAUGUUGACUGCGGUAAGGUAACUCAACUGCUGUAUGGCUCCGUUACAUACGUAAAUGGCACCACAUAUCUUGGUAGUAAACUAUCAUACAGCUGUGUUAAGAGCUAUAAACUUGUGGGUGCUACAUCCAGGCAGUGUCUAGAGAAUGGCCAGUGGAGUGAAGAGUCACCUCGGUGUGAGGAGAUUCGAUGUCCUGAGCCUGUCUUGGCAGAGCAUAGCAUAUUGUCUGUGACAGGCAAUGACCGGGUAUAUGGGCGCACUCUGAUCCGAACAGCAGAUUCUGGCACAUCGCUCACUACUUACAAGAUUGGAUCACUGGUGAAGUAUCGCUGUGAAAGAGGUUACAAGGUGAUUGGUGAGCCACUCAGUACCUGUGAGGAUACAGGCCAAUGGAGUGGAGAUGUGCCUCAGUGUGUCUUUGUGGACUGCAAAGAACCUGAGAUGUUACAGCAUGGCAAGUACACACUUGCAUCCAAUGCAACAUACUAUGGAGCAGCUGUUCUUUACGAAUGUGAAUCAAACUAUGAACUGGAUGGACAUGGACGACGGCUCUGCCUUGAAAAUGGUACCUGGUCAUCUGAAACACCACAGUGCAAGGAGAUACUAUGCGGACAUCCUGAAAAGAAUGAUGAUAUGACAGUGCAAGUAAUGACCCGCAGCAUUGGAGGAAUUGCCCACUAUUCAUGUCCUCGAGGACAGUACAUGCUGGGCAACUCAACAAGAACCUGCCUGAAGAAGGGCACCUGGAGUGGAUUAAUGCCUGUAUGCAAAUAUGUGGACUGCAAACACCCUGGAAGCAUAGAAAAUGGCCGUGUGAUUGUGAUGAAUCAGACUACAACAUAUAACAGUGCUGUGGAGUAUCACUGUGUGCCCAACUAUGAGCGUAUUGGACCAUAUUUGAGAAAAUGUAUGGAGGAUGGCACGUGGUCUGGUGAGGAGCCACGGUGUGAAAUGACCACAGGAGAGGCAAACGAACCGCAGAAUCUAGGCAUGUCGAUUGGUAUUGGAGCUGGAGUGAUUUUGUUCCUCCUCAUUAUUGUGGGACUAAUCUAUUUAAGGCUACGAAAAGCAACCCCAGUGAAGAACACAGAGAAUGUUGAAGGUGCUGUACGAAAAGAGGACCAAAACGCUGCAGUUAUGUCUUACGCAACACUAAAUGAUGGUAACAGUUAUGGUAUGCCAAAUCAUUCCAAUAUUUAUGAGAAUAUUCACGAAGACAAUAUGUAUGAUGCACCUUAUGAAGAAACAUCACAUCGUUCUCAUCACUAUGAACCUACACCAAUCAGCAGGGGAACAAUGAGACCAAUGGUCACAAUAAAUGGUGUGGCAGUUCGCUGAGAUGAGACUGGCAUAAGUGAUUUUUAUAAGAAUCACAUAAACUACCAAACUUAUUUAUGUAUUAAAUUGGGCAGAAAAACUUGAUGUUCAUUUUAAUUUUAUUGAGACAAUGGAAGACCAUAGUUUUUAAUGCAAUGCUUCAUCCUAGAAAACCUAGAAAAUUCAGUAUUUGUAAACUACUUAUGUUUUCUAAGGAAGACAGACCAAAACUGCUCCCAAGGUAUAAUGCAGUGUUCAAGACUGUGUGAAAUAACCAGUUUCAUGAAUGAGUGUAUGUACAUAUGAAUAUUAUGUAGAAAUAUUUUGUAUAAUAGCUGUUUGACUGUGUGUGAAUAAAGAUGGUUUGUUACCUUGUA